GUAGAAUAGCCGCUGACCAAUUGUUGUUUUGAUAAAGAUGGACCUCAAUCAUGGCGGAGUUCGAGAGGAGUAUCAAGAAAUUCGCAGUGUUUUUAACAAUGGAAGGGACCAUUCUGGUAUUACAUCCGUCCUAUUUGAUUCUCUUGAAGAACUGGUUUGGACGGGGAAUCAGUCGGGUUACUUGACCUCUUAUUUUGGACCAGAACUUCAAAAGUACACAUCAUUUAAAGUUCAUCAUGGAGAAAUCCGUCACAUGUUAGUCAAUGAUCAUGGGAUACUGUCUCUGUCUAGUAACAAAUUAUGCUUCUCCGCUCGUUCUGGACUUAGAAUCUUUAACCUGAGUGGGUCUGAUCUGUCAGACAUGCAGUGUAUGUUUCAAAAAGAUGAGACACACUUAUGGGUUGCUGGUCACCAGGGAUUAAUGGUAGAUGUUGACUUGAGAAAAGGAGUCAUUAGUAAAACGAUUGAAGUUGAUCCUGGUACUGUUGUGAUGAAACAGUCUAAUCGUUACCUCUGUUGUGGUGAUACAUCUGGCAAGGUGCGGCUAAGGGAUCCUUCCUCUCUGAAGUCUGAGCAUGUGUUAGAAGCACACACAGGAACCCUGUCAGAUUUUGACGUAUCAGGAAACCUUUUGGUUACUUGUGGGUUCUGCUCUAGAAUGGGACAUUUAGCAAUAGACAGAUUUCUCAUGGUGUAUGAUCUUAGAACACUGAGAGCUAUUCCACUUCAGGUUGCCAUCGAUCCAUUGAUAUUGAAGUUUGUUCCUGCAUUUACAUCAAGAGUAGCAGUGGUUUCUCAGAAUGGACAAUUUCAGCUUCAUGAACCAGGUGGUCUUGUGACGCAGUCAUCAAUGAUGGUGUACCAUGUUAACACUCAUGGCUCUUUAUGCACCACUUUUGACAUUUCUGCAACAUGUCAGACCAUGGUAUUUGGAGAUGCAGGAGGAAAUACACAUCUCUGGGGGGACACUCAGGAAAAAGACAUUUUGUUUAACAUGUAUUCAAGGGAAACAGAAUUUGCUGCUCCUAUUCCUCAUCUUCAUCCUUUGGCCAUCGAUGAUUAUUCUAUUCCACUCUCCACUUUUCCUCUUCCUAUGCCAAAUGGUCCACUACUUUCUGACUGGCCAGCAGAAAAUAUGGUGUUUGGAGACAGGCCUACUCCACCAAUUGAACCUGAAAUUCUCCGCACGAUGGUUGUCAGGCAUUUCAUUGGUUAUGCACCUAACCCCGGAAGCAGAAAACGUAAUCAGGUAGCAUACCCGCUUAGAGAUUUAUCAUUGAAUUCCCAAGAGGAAGAAAACAGUGUGCCAGAUUCACCCAUGAACAGAGAUGAUGAUCCUGGAAAUGUGAUACCAAAGCACUACAGAAGAGUAGAGAUCAAAUACUCAAAACUUGGCGUUGAAGACUUUGAUUUCAAGCACUACAACAGGACAUCAUUUGCUGGUUUGGAGACGCACAUUCCAAAUGCUUACUGUAACGCCAUGCUGCAGCUCUUUUAUUUCAUUGAACCGCUUAGAGUGGGAAUGCAAAACCAUUUGUGCCAUCGAGAAUUCUGUAUGGCGUGUGAACUUGGUUUCUUAUUUCACAUGCUGGACAUGUCCUCUGGACAAACCUGCCAGGCCAAUAACUUUCUCCGAGCUUUUCGUACCAUUCCUGAGGCAGCAGCGUUGGGUUUAGUCCUGAACGAUGUCGAUGAGUCCUUUGGAAAUGCUAACUUUCCUCGCUUGAUACAAAGCUGGUUUAGAUUUGUUCUUCAACAGAUGCAUCAGGACACUCUUGAACCACCUAACGUAUCGGAUGGAGAAAAGGACGAUAUACAGACUACGACUGGCAAACCUCAUCAGAUGUCUUUAAUUCAGCGACUGUUUGGAUCAAAUGUUCAGCUACUUAGUCGGUGUCGCUGUGGUAAAGAGUCCAAAAGAGAUUCAACCACAUUGCUGUUCAACUUAGAAUACCCUGAAAUGUGUGAAGAAAAGCAACAGGGUCCAGUGAGCUUCGAGUCAGUGAUAUCGUCGAGUUUGAGCCGUGAACAGAGUAUGCAGGCUUGGUGUGAUCAGUGCUCAAGAUAUCAACCCACAGUUCAAAGUCGCGAAGUUAAGAAUCUACCAGACAUCUUGGCUCUAAACUGCGGUAUGGAGCAUGCCAAAGAAGUUGAAUUUUGGAAAAUACAGCAACAGUUACUAGAUCCGCCAAAGCCCGAGGAGAAGUCCACUUCCCUUCCAUCUUCCGGCCGUUCUUGUCGUUAUGGCAACGCGUGCUCCAGACCAGACUGCAAGUUUAGACACGAUAGAGAUGUUGCAUCGGAAAGUGGGCGGGUGGAGGUUCCCGAGGAAGAAAGACUUAAUGGUUGGGUUCCACUCUCGAUAAUGAUAUCGUUUGACUCCGGUAAAAUGCAAGUGACCAAGAUUGAUGAGAAUCAGAAAGUAAGAUGUUCGGAAAAUGAGGUCGUGUACGAUCUGUUAGCAACUGUGGGCCAUGUGCAGGACUUCAAAUCGGGUGGAAACCUGGUGGCUCACAUUCAUGUUGGUAAUACCUACCACAGUCGUAAAGAGGGCGUGACAUGCAGUCAGUGGUACUUAUUUAAUGAUUUCGCCAUCACUCCUAUAUCACCAAACGAUGCCGUUCAUUUUUCGUUAGAUUGGAAGUUACCAUGUGCUGUUGUUUUUACAAGGAGAGACAUAAAUGGUCGUCAUGAAACUGCAAUCCGUCAAAGAAUCGAUGACAGCGUUUUGUAUCAGGACGUGUCCCUUGUCAGAAGAGGCAGCGUGUCUCGUGAUUUCACCCCCCUGGGACCUGAUGAGCUGCCGAAAGAGGGAGAUCUUGUGGGGCUAGACGCAGAAUUUGUAACACUGAAUCAGGAGGAAGCAGAGAUAAGAAGUGAUGGCACCAGGUCAACCAUAAAACCAAGUCAGAUGAGUGUAGCGCGUGUUACCGUCGUCCGAGGGAAUGGGCAAUUGACUGGUGUACCAUUUAUUGAUGACUACAUUUCAACCACAGAACAGGUUGUUGAUUACCUAACCAAGUUUUCAGGUAUAAAACCAGGGGACUUGGACGCAACAAUGUCUUCCAAACAUCUCACCACACUUAAAACUACUUAUCGCAAGCUGAGGGCUUUAGUCGCAAGAAAAGUGAAGUUUGUUGGUCAUGGCCUGAAGAAAGAUUUCCGAGUCAUAAACAUAUUGGUUCCAAAAGAGCAAGUAUUUGACACUGUGGAACUCUUUCAUCUGCCACGUCAACGAUUCAUUUCCUUGCGAUUUUUGGCUUGGUAUUUUCUAGGGUUAACAAUCCAGUCCGAAACUCAUGAUAGUACUGAAGACGCCAAAACAGCCUUACAACUGUACAGGAAAUACGAAGAGUUGUCUUCAAAAGGAGAGUUUAGAAAAGUUUUGAAACAGCUUUACGAGGAUGGAAGAAAGUCUGGAUGGAAAGUUGAAGAAAAGGAUUAUUAAUACCUCUAAUGCCUUUUAGUUUGGAACGAGAUGAGCUGUUUUUUUUUCAGCAUCUAUUAACGACGACAUUCCUCAUGGCUCAGAACUGUUUAGAUAUUUACAAGAUAUUAAAUUAUUUAUCAAACGCAUCA
This is a messenger RNA of Pocillopora damicornis (cauliflower coral), 3579 nucleotides long. Its product is annotated as PAN2-PAN3 deadenylation complex catalytic subunit PAN2. Gene Ontology annotation, cellular component: P-body; PAN complex. NCBI's taxonomy places the organism in Eukaryota, Metazoa, Cnidaria, Anthozoa, Scleractinia, Pocilloporidae. Gene Ontology annotation, biological process: mRNA processing; nuclear-transcribed mRNA poly(A) tail shortening. The record is from RefSeq and is a predicted model, not a curated record. Gene Ontology annotation, molecular function: nucleic acid binding; poly(A)-specific ribonuclease activity; protein binding.